UAUUUAACUUUUUCAAUUUAACUCGCUGUUACAACUUACAACUCCAAUCUCUUCUCCAGCGGCAUAAACUGAUAAAUUUUGUUAAUUGAGGGGCACUUCGAUUGUUGAAUCCAUUGAUCAGAAUCGCACAAGGAAGUGAAAAAGAGAAGCUGUGUCAGACUCACAAUGCCAGAGGUUAGGAUCAUUGCGAAGAAUUUCAUGGACAUGGUUGCUUCCAUGCCCGCUAUGAAGCUCGAUAAACUCUACGAAAAUGGAUUCAUCUGUGAAGCUAUUCUCAGGUCUCUGCCGCCUCUUGGGAAGAAAUAUGUGUUACAGCUGCUUCAUAUCGAUGUGCCUGUGGCGGCUAAAUUAUUGGAGGAGUGGGUGCUUCCAGAUGGAUAUACGAAGCACAGAGUAGCCAUUGAUAGAUUGGUUCAAUUGAGAGUUUUCGUUGAAGCUGUUGACAGGAAGAAUGACAAGACUUACAAACUUAACCCAACAUUCCAGAAAAGUCUCCAGCAACUUUUAGUACAUGGUGGAACUUUGCCAAGGGAACCAAUGCCAUCUAAUAUUACCGUAAGGCUCCCAACCUUAGAGGAUCUUGAGGCUUAUGCUCUUCAACAAUGGGAGUGUUUCUUGUUACAACUUAUAAGCUCAAGUCUUGUGGAAAAGCCCUCAAAUAUUAGCUCUUCUUUGAUGAAAGUUUUUCAGAGGCGGCUCCUAAGUCAAAGAGACAAAGAAGCUCCAAAACUAACUGAGAGUGGUUUCCAGUUCUUGCUGAUGGAAACAAAUGCACAACUUUGGUACAUCAUCAGGGAAUAUAUCUCUAAUUCUGAGGAGAGAGGUGUUGAUGCAGCUGACUUGAUCUCAUUCAUGCUGGAACUUAGUUUUCAUGUCAUUGGGGAGGCAUAUAAUAUAAACUCAUUGACCGAUUUCCAGAGGAGCAUAAUUAGGGAUCUAGCAGACCUUGGAUUGGUCAAACUUCAACAGGGUAGGAAAGAAAGUUGGUUUAUACCUACGAAAUUGGCAACAAAUCUUUCAGUGAGCUUGGCUGAUUCGUCAUCUAGAAAAGAGGGGUUUGUGGUUGUGGAAACAAAUUUUAGAGUCUAUGCAUACUCUACUUCAAGAUUACAUUGUGAGAUUUUGCGGCUGUUCUCAAAGGUAGAGUACCAACUCCCAAAUCUUAUUGUUGGAGCUAUUACAAAAGAAAGCUUGUAUAAUGCUUUUGAAAAUGGCAUUACAGCAGAGCAGAUUAUCAGCUUCCUUCAGCAGAAUGCUCAUCCUCGGGUUGCAGAUAGGACACCAACUGUCCCGGAAAACGUCACAGACCAGAUUAGGCUGUGGGAAUCGGAUCUAAAUAGAGUUGAGAUGACUGAAGCAUAUUAUUACGACGAAUUCCCUUCAAGGGAUGUAUUUGAAGGUGCAUGUGACACUGCCAGAGAAUGGAAUGGUUUGUUAUGGGAAGACUCAAAGAAAAUGCACAUGGUGGUUAAGACCGGGGUACAUACAUACGUACGAGAGUAUUUACGCAGCCAAAAGUAGAAGCAAAAUGCAAAGACCAUAUGGAAUGGUGCAUCUGCAUCCUGCUAACGUGCUAUGGAAAACCAGGAAACAAAAAUUUGCAUUAUCUUUUGCUCCUUGGAAGGGAAACAGAUGGAAGAGGCAAUGGGGUCACACAUUAGGGCAUUAUUCUCUUUUAGUUUGAUAAACACAUGCUAAAAUCUUUUUCCAAUACAGCAGGGUUAGGUUAUAUUGUGGAUUAUGUUCGAGAAACAACUUUCGUGUAACAAGGAAAUGCUUCUAGUUUGUUGACUAAAUGAAAAAGGGUUAAAGAUGCCAAAUCUUUUAGUUUGAUAGUCUCAAUAUGUUUCAGACUUCUGAUGCUCUUAUUGUAAAAUAUGCCACACUUUUGAGACUUUUUUACUCCAAAUAUUCAAUAA
Arachis stenosperma is the source of this 1919-nucleotide messenger RNA. Its product is annotated as general transcription and DNA repair factor IIH subunit TFB2. The record is from RefSeq and is a predicted model, not a curated record. Gene Ontology annotation, cellular component: transcription factor TFIIH core complex; transcription factor TFIIH holo complex. Lineage: Eukaryota; Viridiplantae; Streptophyta; Magnoliopsida; Fabales; Fabaceae. Gene Ontology annotation, molecular function: ATPase activator activity; double-stranded DNA binding. Bases 166 to 1521 code for a protein of 451 amino acids. The transcript is spliced from 16 exons. Gene Ontology annotation, biological process: nucleotide-excision repair.